AUGAGGAUUCGAGUCCGGGGGCCUGCUGGACAGUCCACUGUCAGUCUGGAUGACACGGCCACCGUCGACGAUCUGCGCACUCAAAUCGUGGACAAAACUGGCCUGACAGCAUAUGAUGUUAAAUACGGGUAUCCUGAUCUGAAGCCCCUUGAGCUACAUGGUUUCCAACCAGGCCAGAAAAUCACAGAGAUUGGAGUCAAUCUGAACGGUGAACAGCUUCUUGUCACCAACAAAGAGGGCUCGAUCCAUACACAAACACCUAGCACCAGUCACGACAAUGACGCUAGAGCCACCUUCCAGAAAAAGCCACCUGAGCAAUUCUCGCUGCCACGCAAGUCGCACGAGGGUGUUUCGGACGACCCCCCUGAGAUACCCUCGCCCGAGCACUCGGGUACUUUCGUUCUCCGCAUUAUGCCCGAUGAUAAUUCGUGCCUCUUCCGCGCGGUGGGUAGCGCAAUCAUGGGAGGGAUGGAUACUAUGACUGAGCUUCGAUCAAUCGUUGCCCAAACUAUCCAAUCAAACUCAGAACUGUACUCAGAAGCUGUCCUUGAGAAGAAACCAGAUGAUUAUUGCCGCUGGAUCCAAAAUGAGAACUCGUGGGGUGGGGGCAUCGAGCUCAGCAUCCUGAGCAAACAUUUCGAUAUCGAGAUAUGCUCGAUUGACGUACAGACACUCCGGGUCGAUCGCUUCAACGAGGGUCCACCAACACGGUGCAUCAUGGUCUACUCGGGAAUCCACUACGAUAAUAUUGCCCUGUCACCGUCUGAUCCGCCUUUCACUCACGCCUAUGCCCCUCCGGAAUUUGAUACAAAGGUUUUCGAUGCGGCAGAUCCGGUAGUACUGGAAAAAUCAGUGGCGUUAUGUACUGUGCUCCGAAGCAAACACUACUACACGGACACUGCCGGCUUUCGCAUCCGCUGCAACACCUGUGGUGGUACCUUUGUCGGCGAGAAAGGAGCUACCCAGCACGCAGCGCAAACGGGUCACUACGAUUUUGGUGAGGCUGGUUAG
Aspergillus wentii DTO 134E9 is the source of this 1011-nucleotide messenger RNA. Its product is annotated as ubiquitin-specific protease OTU1. Gene Ontology annotation, biological process: endoplasmic reticulum unfolded protein response; protein deubiquitination. Gene Ontology annotation, molecular function: cysteine-type deubiquitinase activity. Lineage: Eukaryota; Fungi; Ascomycota; Eurotiomycetes; Eurotiales; Aspergillaceae. The transcript has a single exon. The coding region runs from base 1 to 1011 and encodes 336 amino acids. Gene Ontology annotation, cellular component: nucleus; cytosol. The record is from RefSeq and is a predicted model, not a curated record.